Molecule: messenger RNA, 4455 nt
Organism: Serendipita indica DSM 11827
Lineage: Eukaryota; Fungi; Basidiomycota; Agaricomycetes; Sebacinales; Serendipitaceae
Source: the annotation of a GenBank genome assembly
AUGCGUGCUCUCUACGCCUUUGGCCUCGUCGUCGCAGGCGUUCUCUCUCCAUCAUGGCACGCAGAACAGCCAUCAAGUCUCUCACCGUCACUUUGGAGCUUUCUACCUCGUCUUGGUGCUCGUGCAUCCAUGCCAGUGCUAACUACAAACCACUUUCAAAAUAUGCCAGCCCGGAUAUACUACUUUGACGACACGCCAAGUCUGCUAUAUUUUGACGGAACCAAAGGCGACGUGUAUCUAUCAGCCGAUGAAGGCAAAAGCUGGAAGCUCGUCGAUGGUGUACCCCGGCAUAGUGCUGCUCAGCUCAUUGAGCACCCUUUUGACAACCGAGCAUUCAUCUUAACCAAGGAAACCAAACACUAUAGAACAGGAGAUCAUGGAAAGACUUGGCGAAGCUUCGAUAUCCCACUCAUGCCAGCGUGGACGGCUACCCCUCUUGCUUUUCACGCUGAUAAGAACAAGGCGGGAUACAUUCUAUACCAAGGUAUCAAAUGUGACAAGGCUGGCAUCUUUGGUGCUGGAAAUUGCCACGAGGAGACCUGGUAUACAAAGGACGCAUUCUCGGACAAACCCAAGCUGCUGAUGAGUGGGACCUCGAAAUGCAUAUUUGCACACUCGUCCAAAGACUUCAAGCACGACGAGCAUUCCGAUAUGAUCUUCUGCCAGGCUUCCGAAACUGGAUCAGAGAAUGGACAAGCUGUAGAAGCAACUCGUCUGCUGGCUUCUAAUGACUUCUUCGGCGACGAUCGAAGAGUCAUCGACUUUGGUAUCGGCAGUCGAUUGAGUCGAGGGGUCAUGGCAAUGGGUGUCGUCUCCAAAUUCCUGGUUGUCGCCAUGCAGGAUCUUACAGAAGGCUCCCAAGGCGAGAUGGUGCUCUAUGUCACUGUCGAUGCAAAGAACUGGGCAAAGGCACAUUUCCCUCAUGCAUCCAGCUCGAAAUUGCAUGAAAACUCGUACACGAUUGUCGAAAGCACGACGCACUCCUUGGCUAUUGACGUGCAAUCUCACUUGACCCGCGGAAUCGGUACGCUCUUUGUUUCCAACUCCAACGGCACCUAUUUCGUCGAGUCACUCAAAGACACUCACCGUUCAAACUUUGGGUAUGUCGACUUUGAAAACCUGGUCAAUAUCGAGGGUGUGGGACUGGCGAACUACGUCCAGAAUGCGCGAGAAGUGGAUGGUGGGAUGGCGGCUAUGAUGAAGCUCAAGACUGUCAUCACGUACGACGAUGGUUCGUCGUGGUCUCCUAUUAAGGCACCCAGUCGGGACAUGCACCAAAAGCAAUACGCAUGCGACACCAGCGACGUCAAGAGAUGUUCUCUUCACCUGCACUCCGUCUCGAAUACACACAAUAUCGGUCGGAUCUUUUCGUCCACUGCACCCGGCUUUGUGAUGGGCGUAGGCUCGGUCUCGGAGUAUCUCUACACCUAUAGAGACUCUGACACAUACCUGAGUACGGAUGCAGGGCAUUCGUGGAAACAAAUUCGCCAUAGUCCUCACAAGUACGAGUUUGGCGAUCAAGGCAAUAUCAUCGUCAUUGUGAAGGAUGAAGACUUUGUGGACCACUUUCGCUUCUCGAUUGACUCUGGAGAAACUUGGCGAAAGAUGGACCUUGGUGCGAGGAUACAGCCCAUCAUCCUCACGACCAUCCCCGAUUCUACGUCGCAAAAAUUUAUCCUUCUCGGUGCUCUUGGACGCAAGGAACAAGCCGCCGACAAGCGCUAUGCAAUGAUUCAUCUCGAUUUUGCCGGCAUGCGUCCCAGAAAAUGCAAGCCCGAAGAUUUGGAAAAGUGGUACGCCCGGGGUCACAGCGGACACGAAUGCAUCAUGGGUCACAAACAAUGGUUCUGGAGGAGAAAGAAGGGAGCUGAUUGCUAUAUCGGCGACAAAUUCAAGGACCCCGAGUCGCAUUCUGAGCACUGCCUCUGCACGGAUGCAGACUACGAAUGUGAUUAUAAUUACGUUCGCCAGGGAGAUGAAUGCGUUCCUAUGGGCCCUGAGCCAAUUCCAGAGGGAGUAUGCGUCGGGGAUGCUCCAAAUCAAACCUACAUGGGGUCAUCUGGCUAUCGAUUGAUUCCUGGGAACACCUGCAAAAAGGAAGGAGGCGUGAUAAAGGACGAACGAGUGAAAAAGGAUUGUGACAAGGCUCAACCUUCGGAGGGAUCGGUCGUUCACCAAACUUUCGAAUUCCCGUCAUCUGUGAUGUCGCACGCCUAUUUCCGAAAAUCCAAGACGAUCCUGGCACAACUCAACGACGCAUCCAUUUGGCAGAGCAGCAACGAGGGCUAUACCUGGAAGCGGCUUUAUCCAGAUGAAAGGCUACUCACCUUUUAUAUGCAUACAUACGCCGACGACCGCGCCUACCUAUUUACAGCAACGAAUCGAUACUACUACACGACUGACGGAGGCCGAUCGUGGAACCCUGCCGAGGCACCAGCUCCUCCAAAUCAUCUAGACGUUCAGCUGCUCACAUUCAAUCCCGUUAACUCUGACUACUUGAUUUGGUCGGGCCAAGUGGACUGCGACGAAAACGGCAACCAGGCAAACUGCAGAGUAGAAUCGUACUAUUCGACCGACCAUGGACGCAGGUGGACCUUUGUGGAGAAAUAUGUCAAAAAGUGUGGGUUCACGAGAGAUUCGGCCUUUAAAGUGGACCAAAGCUCGAUUCUCUGCGAAAGCUAUCGAGACAAGAAGGGCUCGCAAAGGACGUUCACCUCUGGGAACCCACUCGAGCUCGUCAUUGGGUCCGAUUUCUAUCGCAAAAAGGAGAAAUUGUUCGACAAUAUCGUUGGAUACGCAACUUUCUCAGAGUAUCUACUUGUUGCAGAAAUUACGCCCUCCACCAACGCAUUGGAUCUUCAAGUAUCACUAAACGGCAACAAGUUUGCAAACGGCCUCUUCCCACCUGACAUGCGACUUGACAAUAGGGCCUAUACAAUUCUUGAGUCUACCACAGACGCGGUGUUCUUGCAUGUCACCAUGUCGAGCAUACGGGGAGCCGAGUGGGGCAACUUGCUCAAGUCCAACUCAAACGGAACCUACUAUGGCUUAGCGCUUGCUCAUGUCAACCGUAAUACUCCAGGAUAUGUCGAUUACGAAAAGAUGAUCGGCAUUGAUGGUGUCAUCUUGGCCAAUAUUGUCGCUAACCCGGAGGAAGCAGGGUACACCCUCCGAAAAAAGCUCCAGACUCGCAUCAGUCACAACGACGGAGGGUCAUGGGAACGCCUGAACCCUCCACUCCGUGAUUCGACAGGCGCAGAGUACCCAUGCAAAGACACGAAAUGCUCGUUACAUAUCCACGGCUAUACCGAGCGUGCAGACCCACGUACUACGUAUUCAAGUCCAUCUGUGGUCGGAUUGAUGCUGGCAGUGGGUAAUGUUGGCGAAGAGCUUGCGCCGUACCGUGACUCGGACACGUUCCUCACCCGUGAUGCCGGUUUGACAUGGGAGGAGGUGCAUAAAGAUGCACACAUGUGGGAAUUUGGUGACUCUGGCUCAAUUCUCGUCAUCGUCAACGACGAAGAAGCGACGGAUCACGUGCAGUAUACCACCGACGAGGGGCUACACUGGAAGGAGUACAACUUCGGCAUUCGGAUACGCGUGAUCAGUCUAUCGACUGUCCCAGCGGACAAUAGCCGCAAGUUUAUCCUGAUCGGAUACGAGCCUAGGGAACGCAGCAAGAGCGUAGUCAUUCACCUCGACUUUACAGCCCUGACGCACAAAAAAUGUCGCCUCAACCUACAGGAUCCGGCUCACGACGACUUUGAGCUUUGGAGCCCAAGUGAAGUCCGCACAGAGCAAUGCUUGUUCGGCGCCAAGACAUGGUACUAUCGACGUACACGCACUGCAAACUGCUACGUUGGUGAACUUGAUAGGCCCAAGGCAGAAAUACGUGAAAAGUGUCAAUGCACUGAAGUUGACUUCGAAUGCGAGUAUAAUCAUAUACGCAAUGCAACAGGUGAAUGCGUCCUCGCCCCGGGGGCACUCGCGCUACCCAACGACGACACGUGCUCAGACGACAAUGAUGGCUACUGGUAUGAGCGUACAGCAUAUCGCAAGAUCCCAAAGUCCGCUUGUGAAGGAGGGCGCCGUCUUGACAGGGGAGAGUCCCAUGUGUGCCCUGGGUUCCGGGCUCACGGUUCGCUGUUUUGGUGGACGAUCUUUUUCAUUCCGUUUGGAUUUACUGCUCUGGUGGCGUUUUGGUACUACAGACGUGGUGGAUAUCGCAGAGGAGCGAUUCGCUUGCCGGACGCAUACACGUUUUCAGACUCUGGCCCACUGGCGACUCUCGCCUCGAUUCCUUGGUUCAUUGUGGGCGUUGCGGGAGUGGUGUGGAGUUAUGUCGAGUCGAUCCCAUUCUUCCCUCGUACAAAAAUAUUCAGAUCGAGGAGAGGGUAUCGACACGUCGCAGUGGACGAGGAUGCACAGAUACUGCGAUUUGAAGACGAAGAUUAG